Molecule: messenger RNA, 441 nt
Organism: Racocetra persica
Lineage: Eukaryota; Fungi; Glomeromycota; Glomeromycetes; Diversisporales; Gigasporaceae
Source: the annotation of a GenBank genome assembly
AAUACCUUCGAAAAGCUUAUUACAAAAAGAAUCAAAAAGAAUCACAGUUCUGACAUACUUAGAGGCAAUAGUUUUGAAAUUAGUACUAUGGAGAAACGACAAUGCGUAAUAACUAAAUGUGCUAAAGCACCAGGACAACCUAUAAGAGGCGUAACAGGAUGGUUUUGGAAUAAAGCUCAAGAAAAUUGCACUUUACCAGGUUACUUAAAAAUUGAUGAUGCAGUUUGCCAGCUAUGCUACAAUAAAAUGGUUGUUUGGCUUUCAGAUAGUAUAAAAAAGCAUGCACGGCUCAUAGAUUGUAUAGAUAGUAUUCAGUCUUUAGAUUCAAUAGAGGAGCCAGCACAGAAGUUAAUUCGAGAUGACCAUUACAGCAUUAGAGUUAGAGGUGAUAUUUUUUUCAAAUGCAAUAAAGGUUACAACGGAUAUCUUAUAUCAACAUGA